Dromiciops gliroides (monito del monte) is the source of this 1870-nucleotide messenger RNA. It is a transcript of the gene TRMT2B, whose product is annotated as tRNA methyltransferase 2 homolog B. The transcript has 13 exons. NCBI's taxonomy places the organism in Eukaryota, Metazoa, Chordata, Mammalia, Microbiotheria, Microbiotheriidae. The coding region runs from base 160 to 1635 and encodes 491 amino acids. The record is from RefSeq and is a predicted model, not a curated record. Gene Ontology annotation, biological process: RNA processing. Gene Ontology annotation, molecular function: tRNA (uracil(54)-C5)-methyltransferase activity, S-adenosyl methionine-dependent.
CGGCGACGCUGAAGACCCGCCGCGAUUGCUGCAGGCGCAGCGCCGCGCCGCAAAGGGAAGGAGGGGUUGGGCGGCGGUGGGAAGCGCCGUGGAACCGGCCCAAGAGCUCCGUUGGCUAGGCGUGUUCCUGACCAGCCAAAGACCAGUGGAGGGAACCCCAUGGCCAACCAAAGAUCCUUCCUUUUCAGGAUGGCUCUUUUCUCCAAAGUGAGGUCGCUUCCCUGGGGUGCCCGCCAGCCAAAAGGUUGGCCUUGGGCAUUUCUGAGCACAGCAUGUGAGGGAAAUGUCACAGAUGUCAUGGGUGAGGGGAAGCCAAGAGAGAGAACAAACUGGAAGGAUGAAUCAAGCCAAAAUCUUAGUUUUUGGCGGGAAAGGUUAGCAGAUCAGAUGUUACCCUUGUGGAGACUGAACUAUGAGGAACAACUGAAGGUGAAAUUUGAAAGUCUGAAGAAAAAUCUGGAGACCCUAGAAAUUCGCCUUCGCAAGAUUGGCACUGGUGACUCAAAGCCUGCUGCAGCAAAAUCUGAGAGGCUGUGUUCUCUUCUCCAUCCUUUUAUCCCUUCUCCUGUCAUCGAUGGUUACAGAAAUAAAUCAUCCUUCUCUAUAAACCGAGGACCAGAUGGCAACCUAAAGACCGUGGGGUACUACCUGAAGUCUUGGAAAGGGUCGAAUAUUUUCUGCGUAAAACCUAGCCAUCUGAAAGAUAUCCCUGAAAAGCACAACCAGGUAGCACAGUGCUUUGAGGCCUUUCUGCGGCAGUCUACACUGGGUCCCUACAUUGAUUCUUCCAAAGGGGAGCCCUGGCAUGAGCUCAUAGUGCGCACCACCUUCCUUGGGCACACGAUGGCCAUUAUUAUCUUCAAUCCCCAGGAAUUAAGUAAGGAGGAGCUCUGGGUUCAGAAGGAAGAAAUAAAGGAAUUUUUCUGCACGGGGCCUGGAGCUGUGUGCGACUUGACCUCACUUUAUGUGAAAGAAAGGACCCCUCGCCACCAACAGCUAACCCCCUUCCAGCUCCUUGAUGGAGAGCCAUACCUCUAUGAAGAAAUCCUGGGCUUAAAGGUUCGAAUCUCUCCAGGAGCCUUUUUUCAACUUAAUACAUCUGCAGCAGAAGUUCUCUACCGGACAGUGGGAGAGCUGGGUAGAGUGGACUCCAACACUGUCAUCUUUGAUUUUAGCCAUGGAACUGGUGCCACUGGCCUCUCCCUGGCGAGGCAGACAUCGCAGAUCUUCAGUAUGGGCCUGGUAGGGCAGGCGCUGGAGGACGCUAAGUGGACUGCAGCCUUCAAUGGCAUCACAAACUGGGAAUCCUGCCCUGGCAAUGCGAAGGAGAUUAUGUCACAGGUAUUAGAGUCCCAGGUGGACGGCCGGUCACUCAUGGCUUUGGUGGACCCAUCCCAGUGUGGACUGAGUAACAGAGUGGUUCAGGACAUACGAAACUGCAAAGCCAUCCAGACGUUGGUUUUUGUCUCCUGCAGGCCCUAUGGUAAAUCCAUCGAGAACAUCAUUGAGUUGUGCCGGCCCUCAGAUCCUGAUGGGAAUCUUCUUGGUGAGCCUUUUGUUCUGAGACGAGCUGUGCCAGUGGACAUGUUCCCCCACUCCCUCCAGUGUGAGCUGGUGAUGCUCUUCACCCGGUGAUUAGCUAUCCUAGACCACAGGCUGUUCCUUAAGGAUAUUAGCUGCCUUGAGCUUGGCUAUACCUUGAGAAGACAGUUGUUGGUUCCUCCCUUAAGAAGAAAGGAUAUAAAAGGCUUCCUGACUGAAUCAGGCUUUUCCUUUAUUUUGGCUCUGGUGCAUUCAUGGUGGCUUAAUUAUUUUUGUAUCUCUCCCCUACCCUUACCCUGUACCUAGCACCGUGCUUUGUACAUAGUAG